AAUAUUAAGCAAUACUUUGAACCACAAACCAAAGGCAAAAAACGAAAACAGAAUUUUUGAAAAGUGCUCUCAACAAGUGAAGGACUUCCAGGCUGGAAGUGAGCUUUAUUUGUGUUGUGGUUGCGGCUGAGCGAAAGCUUCAUUUGGCCAGCAACAAAAAUGCAGCCGAGGCGCGUGGCAUGCCACAGUUCAGCUCGAGCAGCGUGCGCGCUCGGUCGGGCCAUAUUUUCCGGCAGCCAGCAAGCGGCACCAGUUGCAGCGCGCGUUCAAGCGGAAACGGAAGUGCAGCGCAGCAGGCAACAGCAGCAGCAACAACAACAACAACAACAACAAAACAACAAAAACUGUGCAAACUGUUGCUCGGCUAAACGCGUGGUUUUCCGAGUGUCGCAACGCAAUUGAGACAAUUAAAAAAAUAUAUUCGGGAAAUUAAGAACAAGCGGUGUUUGCAGAAAUUUAAUGAAAAUAAGAGAAAAUUCAUUGUUUUUUAAAUGCAGCUGCCGCAGUAAAUCUACACUCGCAAAACCACGCCCAAUCCUCGCCAGCAUUUGGUAAAUAUGGCACAGCAGCAGCAUAGCUGGGAUGGCGGCGAUGCCUCUGCCGCCGGCACGGGCUAUGGCGUUCAUGGACAUACACCAACACAUACACAUACACAUACACAUACACAUGGUGGACACAAGACGCCAGCGCGUGCGGCCAGCAAUCCGUUGCCGUAUAAAGGCGCCACGCCAAAAUCGCCCAGAAGCUACCAUGCGGCGCCGCCCUCGGUUUAUGCCACGCCCACACAGUCAAGUAGCAACUAUGCCUACGGCAGCUAUGAUGGGCCGCCGCCGCGCAGCCCGAAGAUAACGACAACCUAUGCGAAUGACAGCUGCGAUGAGGGAAGCAGCUCCACGCCCUCCUCAUACUAUCAAACGCCCACCUCGGGCUCCAUGGAUGAUUCCUGUUCGCUGCUCAGCGGCCAAGCGACGCGCAGUCCCAAAUCGCCGUGCAAAUUUGUUUUCGAUGCAGUCAGUCCAGGCGCUGGCAUGGAUCAGUCGGCAUUGGGCAAGAAAUUCGAGUAUUAUGAGCCCAUAUCGCCGGAUGAUGGUUCGCUGUACUAUGAGCCGCCCAGCUCGCCGCGUCGUCAGGGCUCCAAGAAGCUAAUGCGAGCACAGCCUCAGCAGCUGGAGCAGCGGCCGCAGUUGACCACCAGUCAAGGCAGUAGCAAGCGGCGCCGGGAUGAAUGGGAGCUGCCGGUCAUAACCAAAAUCGAUGCACGUUGCCUGAACGCAACGGCAGCGGCAGCAGCAGCGGGCAUAUCCACGGGCUACUCCAGCGGCGGCAACAGCGGCAGUUACUUCACCCUGAAGCGGGACUCGUGCGUCACAGAGUGCACACAGCUGUCGAUGGAGUCGGGUGAGAGCCAGACACAGCACACGAACAGCACGCUGGUGACCACUACCACCACCAGCUUCAGCUACACGGACACGGAUGUCGGCGGCCAACAGCAACAGCACCAGCAGCAGCAUCAGCUGCAUCGCCAAAGACGUCAUGCCAUUAACAUCACCUCGAAUCCAGGAUAUCAGGUGCUGCACAGCUCUCACUCCACCUUGGAUCGCACCUGCUCGGAUAGUGUUGUCUCGCUGCGCUAUCGCAAAUCUACAAGUGACCUGACCCAGGAUGCCGAGCAUGAGCUCAGCGGCUGUAAGCCGUCUAAGCCCAAGCGUGAUGCGGUCGAGUACAAGCCGCGGCGCAGGGGCAGCUCUAAGGGUGGACUUGCCUACUUGGCCAGUCGGCGCAGCUCACGCGAGUCCAUGAAGAGCGCCUGCUCGAAUGCUUCCAUAUUCUCCAACGAUGACAUCGGACCGUUGGCCUUCCAAAGCUCCAAUCGCGGACGACAGCGACGCACCUCCAACUUUUUGGAGCUUCCAGUUCCCGAUCAUGUACGUCCGCGCGUAUGCUCGCUGCCGGAGCGUCCGUACAAUCCACGGGCCAGCGAUGAUCUCUAUCGGCUGCGCCACUUCUCCAUUAGCAAAGGCAAUGUGGUCAAUUGUGGAGACUCGAUAAUUUCGCGACGUUCGCGCAGCAACACAAGCGUCAAUUCCACCAAUAGUCGGGCCAGCGAACGUUCGCCGUUUGAGGGCAGCUGCUGUGGUGCGGGCUAUGCGAACGUGGACUCGCUGCCCGCCUCGCCGGAUGAAUCGGAGAAUAUGGAACCGCCCCCGCCGGCACGCUAUCGUGUCGUUAUGCUGGGCGAUGCGGGCGUGGGCAAAACGGCGCUGGUCAAUCAAUUCAUGACCUCGGAAUAUAUGCACACCUACGAUGCAAGCCUAGUUUUAGACGAUGAGUUCGGCGAGAAGACGGUCAGCGUUCUGCUCGAUGAUGAGGAGUCCGACAUGGUAUUUAUCGAUCAUCCCAGCGUUGAGAUGAGCGUGGAAAAUUCCCUGUCCACCUAUGAGCCGCAUGGCUGCGUGGUGGUCUUCUCUGUGGUGGACAAGGGCUCCUUUCGCAUUGCCGAGGAGAUUAUCAACUAUUUAUGGCAGGAGAAUUACACCAAGGAUAAGGCCGUCAUACUUGUGGGCAACAAGGCGGACCUGGCUCGUGCGCGGCUUAUCACGACACAAGAGGGCAAAACAUUGGCCGCCUCACGCGAUGCCAAAUUUAUUGAGACGUCCAGCGGCAUACAGCACAAUGUCGAUGAGCUGCUCGUCGGCAUACUGAAGCAGAUGCGGCUAAAGGAGACGCGCGAGAAGAAAGCUACCUCAUCGAAGAUGAAAACCUCACGCACUCACAUUUCGCUGCAUCUGGCCAAGGAAAUACUACAAAAAAUUUGCCUUAGCGACAUUUCCAAAUCCAAAAGCUGUGAAAAUCUUCAUGUGCUAUAAAAAACUUGGAAAAUUUGAAACAGAAAAUUACCCCAAACAAGCAGGCGCAAAAAAACAAUAGCCGAAAAAAAUUAAAUAAAUUAAUAAUAAUAAACAGAGCUAAACAAAAAAUUAUUUUGCUAGCAUUUAAAAAUGUAAAAGUAUACAUAAAAAUAUAUAUGUAUACAAGCUCCCCAUAAAACCCAUAUACCAUAUAAACCAUAUAAACAUAUAUAUUCGUAUUAUAUAGCCAAUGCUCAGCUUGCAUGUUUUGAUGUUCUCUUUUUAAAGGCGUUUUUACGAGUAUUAUAAACAUAUACAAAUUAUUAUGAAUGUUGAGACAAGAAAAACAAAAUAUGUUACAGCCAAUUUGUGUACAAUAUAGACCUAUAGUAUAUGUAUGUAUAUGUGCGGGUUGUGUGUUAAAGUUGCGAACAGGUGUUGAGCACAGAAUGUUAUAAAUCAUGUUGCAGACAAUUGGUAAUAUUUGCCAUAAUAUUUAGGCUCGAUUCUCAUGUGCUUGUCAAAGUUGACGAUUACUUUGGCAUAUUCUCAAAAUAGAUUCAGUUUUCUCAGCUUGCUGUUAAUUGAUUUAUGGGCUGGGAUUAACAACAAGCAUUUACAUUGGACGGAAAAUGUGAAACUUAAUUCAGGUUAAGCCUAAUUGAAAUUCUGAGAUAACUGCUAACGGAAGUUAAGCUGCUUUUAUUUUUAAACAGCUUACAUGGACGGAAACAUGUGACGGAAAAAUGAUGUAUAAAGAAAAUGCAUGAGAAAAUUUGCGUAAAUUUGUGGCAAGCUUUUGGUCAACUGACCUGAACUUUGACAGGAUAAUAUGUUAACGUAUGUCAACUAAGCUCAUUUUAGAAAUUGAAGUUAACUUGUCAACUAACAUGGACUUUGUACUUUGUACGUCAAAUUGACUGUUAAUGAGCUGGUCUUAAGCUCGCCUAGCUUCUGGUCAACUGACAAGAACUUAGCAGAGAAAUGUGGGAAAUUGACUUAAAUAAGCUUGGUUAAGAAAUUGGAAUAACUACUGAUGUGACCUUGGCAAGAGUUAGAUAGGUAUUAGAUGAGUUCGCUUUAAGCUCGGUUAGCUUACAGGUCAUUUAGAUGAACUUCGACAUAGGCAUGUGUAGAAGGUCGCUAAAACAUCCACGCUCAGAAUCUAGAUUCACUUCUAGUCAACUUAAAUUGACUCUUAUUACUGUUAUGUUGGAUCCAUGGGCAACUGACAUGAAUUUUGACAGGGACAUGACCUAAAAGGCAACUAGGUUAGGCUUAAACAGAUUGGGGUACAAUGUCGAUAUUUGAUACCUUUAAAAAAUUAUCACAGACGGUAUAACGCCCCAGUCAGUGGCAUUUGGCUGGUGCGGUCAGGCCCCCGAUUUGGCGAUUGUAGCGUUUUGUUUAUAGCGGAUGUUUUGAUUGGCUUGCCAGUUAGACCCAGACAGCAGCAGGCAGCAGUUAUCGCCAGUUCGAGCGUCUGGCCUUGGCAUAGCCCCGAGCGCACCUACUUUUUGGUGCCAGAGCUGAUAACAGCGAGCAGCAGACGCGACGCGUGGCAUUAACUAUUUUGCAAGAUGGGCUCUGGUGGGAAGUAUUGUUAGAUCUCGCACACAUAUACAUACAAUAUAAUUAAAUAUAAUUGUAUAUUUCUAUGUGUUCCAAAGCAAGACAAAAAUGUUUAAUUCAAUAAUGUACUGUCAAUUUUUUUUCUUAAAGCGAAAACAAAAAACGAAAACAUGCUUCAAGUAUAAUCCGGCAGAAAUAUUUAAGUACUAAUAUGAAUGUGUUUUAAGAAAAUUUACAUUGUUAGGUGUGUGUUUAACUAAACUGUAUAUUUAUGAUUAAAGCUCCUUUGAGUACUUAGACGACAAGCUUAA
Drosophila virilis is the source of this 4732-nucleotide messenger RNA. RefSeq names its product Rad, Gem/Kir family member 2 (gene Rgk2). Lineage: Eukaryota; Metazoa; Arthropoda; Insecta; Diptera; Drosophilidae. The record is from RefSeq and is a predicted model, not a curated record. Gene Ontology annotation, molecular function: calcium channel regulator activity; GTPase activity; GTP binding. Gene Ontology annotation, cellular component: plasma membrane.